AUGAAGUUUAUCACAAGCGUCCAUGCUGCGGCAGUAACUUCAGCCAUCACAGCUCCUAACUCAUUGGAUGUCAAGAGUCUAUCAUCGGUACGAAAUGUCGCUGCCACUCUUGCAUACGAUGCCAUGUCCUACUACAAGGGCAAUCUCUCCGCCCCGGACUCGGUCGCCAUGGGAGAUCUCCAGGAUCCAUAUUACUGGUGGACGGCCGGCGCACUCUGGGGGGCGAUGCUCGACUACUAUCACUUCACAGGGGACUCGACUUACAACGACGUCGUAAUCCAAGCUCUGCUGGCACCCACGAAUCUCGGAAUCCAGCAGUCGUACAUGCCGGCAGAACACGAAUUCGAAGAAGGAAACGACGAUCUCUUCUUCUGGGGCUCGGCUGCCAUUGCCGCCGCCGAGCGAAAUUUUCCGCAGCCAAAUGUGACUCUGCCCUCGUGGCUGGACUUGGGAGCUAAUGUCUUCAACCAGCUCGCGAGCCGCUGGACGACGCAAGACUGCGGCGGUGGUCUCCUGUGGCAGAUUUACGCAUCCAAUCCGAACGGCUUGACGUACAAGAACUCCGUCAGCAACGGGGGCCUGUUUCAAAUAGCUGCGAGGAUGGCUCGCGCCACGGGCAACGACACGUAUCUCGAGUGGGCAGAGAAGGUCUGGGACUGGUCCAUGGAUAUUGGUUUCAUCGAUCCUGAAUCGUAUCACGUUUACGACGGCGCUGGUAUCGAUACCAACUGCACCAAGACGAACCCAGCAUCCUUCACUUACACUAGCGGCAUCUAUCUUUACGGCGCGGCCGUCAUGGCAAACUAUACCAAGAAGCCCGAGUGGAAGCAGCGCACCGAGAAACUGCUGGACGGCGCCGGCUGGUUCUUCACUCCGCCCAACAGCACCGCCAAGAUCAUGUACGAGGGCGCCUGCGAGACCGUCGAACGCUGCGACGCCGACAUGACGACCUUCAAGGGCUACCUGGCACGCUUCAUGUGGCAGUCAACGCAAAUGGUCCCCUCCCUCCGCGAGAAAGUCGAGGGCCUUCUCACUAUCAGCGCUCAAGCUGCCGUGAAAACUUGCACGGGAACCGAGACUGGCCGUGCCUGUGGCCAGAAGUGGUACGUGGGCGAAUUCGACGGCUUGACCAACUUGGGGUCGGAGAUGUGCGCGCUCGAGACUGUUCAGGGGCUGCUGAUUGACGGGGCCGCGCCGCCUUUGGAGGCAAAGGAUAUCAAGACUGUGCGGGAUACGAAUUGGCCUCCUCAGGAGAGUUAUACGCCUACGCCCUCGCAGGCGCCGACGACAAAGCGAGGCAUUGCGGGAGAUGCGAAGCCGACGGAGAACGCUGCUGGUGCGAGACUGAAUCUUGAUUUCAAGCCGUUGACGGUGGUUGGUUUUGGAAUACUACUGGCCACUUGGGGUCUGGCUUAA
Molecule: messenger RNA, 1416 nt
Organism: Trichoderma harzianum CBS 226.95
Lineage: Eukaryota; Fungi; Ascomycota; Sordariomycetes; Hypocreales; Hypocreaceae
Product: glycoside hydrolase family 76 protein
Exons: 2
Coding region: 1-1416 (471 amino acids)
Biological process (GO): carbohydrate catabolic process; fungal-type cell wall biogenesis
Molecular function (GO): mannan endo-1,6-alpha-mannosidase activity
Source: RefSeq, a predicted model, not a curated record